UGUGACCACCUAUGAUACACAGUGUUAUAGUCCAAAUAGCUAGGUGAACAUGUUGACCAGGAAGCAAUUUCUGACUGACAACAAAUCGAACAUCAGCUGCUUUGGACGGUUUUAGACCAUCCUGGAGUUGUGUUUCGUCUGAAAGGGAGCUUGAAGGCCUGUAGAAGAUUUCAAGUCUCUUGAAAAGUUCAAAGUGAACAUCUUAAAUCAGGACUAGUCAACAAUGGCUGAUGACAACGACCGGUCUGCAGUGCUGCGUCGCAGGGUUCAGGCUCGCCUGGCCGAGUCAUUCAUGCAGCAACUGCAGGACGACUCUCAGGACAAACCUCCACAGAAGGAAGAGAAGUUGUCCCGUAUCAACGCCCACACCAUCUUCUGGCUGGUGGCGUCCAUGGCCGUGUUUUACUACACAGACAUUGCCGUGGCUCUGAGAGUGGACCCCAGGAUCAACUGGCUGUGGUUGCUUCCUGGUGCUGUGCUGGUCGGACUCAAUGUUGUUAUAGGUGGGUUCCUGAUAGUGUGGCUGUCCUGGAUCAAAGGUGUGAGUACUGAUGAGUGGGAGAAGCUGUACCCUAGUGCCAUCCCCACAGCUACAGCUAGCUUCAUUAUCGGUGGGCUUUGUUGCAUGAUGGGUCUGUGGCCAGUGUGGGGAUUCCUAACUCCCAUCAUCCUCUUCACCUUGUUUAUGGGUGUUGUCAUGGUGAUCUCACUAUUCCCAUGACCCAGGAGGAAUGGUCCGUCUUAACAAUACUAGGGGUGGGUACUGGUACAGAAAAUUCAGGUAAAGGUACGGUCCAGGUCCAGAGGAUCAGGUCCAGGUUUGAACAACAACACUAACUGCCUCAGUCAGUUUUAGACCAGGUUUGGCCAUAGAAGCUUGAUAAAAUGACUAUCAACUCUCCUUUACUUAGCUCUUGUUGUUUUCUUGGAACAGUAAGCCCUAAAAUAUGUGAACAUCUUUUCAUUUCGAAUCGGUCCAACAUCCGGUCUACUGAUGUCUGUUUUUUCUGGACCAGUCCAACAA
Molecule: messenger RNA, 1024 nt
Organism: Branchiostoma floridae (Florida lancelet)
Lineage: Eukaryota; Metazoa; Chordata; Leptocardii; Amphioxiformes; Branchiostomatidae
Product: transmembrane protein 128-like
Exons: 4
Coding region: 224-721 (165 amino acids)
Source: RefSeq, a predicted model, not a curated record